UUCUGGCUUCUUCUUCUCCCCGCAAGGGUGGAGUUUCUUUCAGCAGAAGGGAAAAAGAACGGAAGUUGGCAGGUCCAAUCCGAUGUUUCUGUCGAGACUCUCACGGCUCGGUCUCCGGAUUGCAAAAGACUCAGGUCAGUUUUCUGCAACUAAAAGAGGCUACUUUAGUAGGCAUUUCAGUCACAAUUUACACCUCGUGAAUAACUGUUCUUUUUCUACUACAACCAUUGGUAACGUGCAUGAGGAAGGGAGUGAGCAGAAAGAAACAAUAUCUGUGACAUUUGUCAACAAAGAUGGAGAAGAGAAGCUUAUCAAGGUUCCUAUUGGAAUGUCGAUGUUGGAAGCUGCUCACCAAAAUGACAUAGAUUUAGAAGGGGCUUGCGAGGGCUCGCUUGCAUGUUCAACCUGUCAUGUGAUAGUAAUGGAUGUGGAUUAUUACAAGAAGUUGGAAGAGCCAACUGAUGAAGAAAAUGACAUGUUGGACCUUGCAUUUGGACUUACAGAAACGUCUCGCCUUGGUUGUCAAGUAAUUGCAAAGCCUGAACUUGAUGGAAUGCGCUUAGCACUGCCGGCAGCGACACGAAACUUUGCUGUUGAUGGGUUUAAACCAAAACCACACUGAGUGUAAUGUGUAUCUUACCUUGCAGAGUGCAAAGGGGUUGCUAUUCAACCUCAGUUUUGUAGCAUAUGCCAGCAUGUAUAAUUCAUACAUCAAGAUCGUGAAAUAAAAAAGGCUUCGCCGCAUCCAUGCCAUUAUUAUAC
Molecule: messenger RNA, 762 nt
Organism: Elaeis guineensis (African oil palm)
Lineage: Eukaryota; Viridiplantae; Streptophyta; Magnoliopsida; Arecales; Arecaceae
Product: adrenodoxin-like protein 1, mitochondrial
Biological process (GO): P450-containing electron transport chain
Cellular component (GO): mitochondrion
Molecular function (GO): 2 iron, 2 sulfur cluster binding; electron transfer activity
Source: RefSeq, a predicted model, not a curated record